AUGGCUAGCCAGUCGCAAGGCAUCCAGCAGCUGCUGCAGGCUGAGAAGCGCGCCGCCGAGAAGGGGUCGCAGGGCACCCGGCAGCUGCUGCGGGCUGAGAAGCGCGCCGCCGAGAAGGUGGCCGAGGCCCGCAAGCGAAAGAACCGGAGGCUGAAACAGGCAAAAGAAGAAGCACAGGCAGAGAUUGAACAGUACCGCCUGCAGAGGGAAAAGGAGUUCAAAGCCAAGGAAGCAGCGGCUCUUGGAUGUCAUGGAAGCUGCACCACAGAGGUUGAGAAGGAGACCCAGCAAAAGAUGAGCAUAAUCCAAGAAAACUUCCAGAAGAAUAGGGAAGAGGUGCUGACUGAACUGCUGUCACUAGUGUGUGACAUCAAACCGAAAAUCCACAUGAAUUACCGCAUCAAUGGAUAGUAGAGGAAGAAUUUGUGUGUGCUGGAAGUACUAGCAGUAACAUCUGGCUUCAGAUGGAACGUAUAGCCCUUAGCCGUACUAUAGCUCUGUUCUUUUUUUUUGGAAAGAAAUUAAAUUAUUUCAGUAGGUUUGUAGGUCCUUGAUAACUUGUUGGAGACUCAGUAGUUUACCUCUACAUGGAUUCAGAGCUUAUCCAAAGAAAAUGGCCAUGUCUUAAAUAUGCAUUAAAUGGCAAAUAUUUAAUAAGCAAAAAAAAAAAAAAAGAAGUUUCUGCUUUUUCUUAGGUAUUUGCUCAAAAGGAGGGGUUUGAGAUUUAAAAGGAGAGAGAUGCUGGACAGCUUUUAAAAUGCAAGCCUGAGUCAGUACUGGUUUAGACAUUUUUUCUGUAUCCUUGUAGGCUGAAUUGUAUUAGUUUGUGUUGGUAAUCUUUAAAAUAAAGGUGAAUCCAGGAAGAAAAAUCCUUGGGCUGUUCAGUAUGCUUUUGGUAGUUAGCCAUUGUGUGUACUCUGCUAUAACUUGAAUGAUAAGUCUGGCAUUGUCUGGCAUUGACCUUGGAAAGUAAAAAACUUAUGUAACUCUGA
Alligator sinensis (Chinese alligator) is the source of this 992-nucleotide messenger RNA. RefSeq names its product ATPase H+ transporting V1 subunit G1 (gene ATP6V1G1). Gene Ontology annotation, biological process: proton transmembrane transport. Gene Ontology annotation, cellular component: vacuolar proton-transporting V-type ATPase complex. Gene Ontology annotation, molecular function: proton-transporting ATPase activity, rotational mechanism. The transcript has 4 exons. The record is from RefSeq and is a predicted model, not a curated record. Bases 1 to 411 code for a protein of 136 amino acids. NCBI's taxonomy places the organism in Eukaryota, Metazoa, Chordata, Crocodylia, Alligatoridae.